AACUUGCUGAAAAAGAACCAUUUCUAUUAAAAUUUAAUUCAACAAGCCUUUAUAGCAUUAUCAUAUUUAUGAAUAUAUAAUAUCAACUUUUUACUUUAAACUGUAAUGAUUUUAUUAAUUAUCUAAGGCAGUUUUUCUCAUCUUUUUUGUACCCCCAUAUAAGACUCAAUUACCCCCCUUAAUCGACAACAAAUAGGCUAUGUUGCUUUCGACUCUGGAUAUCAUAUGAAAAAUCAUUAUGUUGAUUAUCAAUAACUUUGGAUGAAAACAAAGUAGCAAAUAUAUUCGGUGCUCACUUGCAUUUUCUCAAUUGGAAAGUUUAAUUAAUAACAUUGUUGUUUUAGUUAUUUUAUUUUUGUUUUAUAAGCAUAAUCGAAAUCCUUCAAAGUACCACAGUUUGGGAAUCACUGCUUUAACGUUUAAAUCGAAAUACAUGAAAUAGCAUUAAUCUGUAAUCUUUCCAAUUCAGCCAAAAUAAAUAUAAAAAUGUAAGUUAUAAUAAAAGCUAGAUUAUAAAUUGGGUUGAGCGCGUUUUUGUUUUUGUUUUUUUCAACUGACGCUGCUGGUAACCAUAACAACAGUUCAAGCACAGUCCAUUUUGAGCAUUUUCAGGCAGUAUGUCGAUGAAGAGAGAUAAGUCGGUAUCACUUUUAUUAUUGCUUAUCACAAAUAUAACACAAAAACGUUAGUAUAAGGACAGUUAAGUUUUUAAAAGUCUUUAUCUGUGUUAAAGGCGCCAAAUUAUAAACUGCGUUGCUGGUGAGUGGUGACAAACUUUAAUUUAACAGAUUGCGCACGGAAAAUACCUUUCCACAUUUACUAGCAAUAGAGCUUUAAAUUAUUAAUUUAUUAAAGUUAAUAGUCGACGCUUUUGAAAGGCAUUGUAGCUAUAAUUUGAACACUGCGGGCAGUUAUGUAGUAUUAAAUUAAAUGUAAACAUUUUUGCUUUUACAUGGUUUUACUUUGUCUAAGCGUCAGGGUUUUUGUUCUGCCUUUUAUUUUAACCUUUUUUUUUUUUUUUAAAUGUCAAAUAUGCACAGUUAAAUACUAAAGUCCUUUUUUAUUCUCAGCACAGUGCUUUCAAUCUCACAAAAACCCGAGUGUAGGCUACUUCUUUCUGCCUAUCAGUCGCGCUCGCUUUGUGCUCUCACCGAACUCCAAGCCAACAUCGGGUUGUCCAAUCAGUGUUGAGAACGGUCUUAUCUUCUGAAUAUUAAUGAGCAUUUCCAACCAAUCACGAUGUGGGAGCGCUGCGCAUGAGAGUGUUUAGUUGCGCGUUUUCCAACAGCAGCAUAAAAGUGUUUGUGUCUAUUGGAGUUCGCACUGAUGGCGAAGGUGACUUGGUGGUGGUGGGACGUUUUUGUUCGUACCUGCGACUUAAUGGAUACAUAAAAGGAGCUUGUGAAUUUUAAAAAGCGCCGUUUGUGGAUUACAUACGCUAGAUAUUAGAUGUAGUGGACCGGUAUGAGUCGUCUUUGUCCUAACGUUCAGUUCGGGACUUGUUGAAUGAAGUGGACAUGGAUAACACCGGUUGUGGAAUACAUGCAGUUUACCAUUUCUUCCUUAUAUGGCUCUCAGUUUGCCCUCUGUGCUCUCAGGGAAGUUGGAUGUGGUUGGGCAUCACAUCUGUAGGAGUGCCUGAGAAGUUGGGUUGCGCGCAUUUGCCCCUGUCUCACAAGCAGAAGGAGCUGUGCGCGCGCAAACCGCACCUUCUACCGAGCGUUAAAGAGGGCGCGCGCCUGGGCAUCACCGAGUGCCAAACGCAGUUCAAACACGAACGCUGGAACUGCUCGACCCGACGGGACCCAAAAGUGUUCGGCUACGAGCUCACCAGUGGGACAAAGGAGACAGCAUUUAUCUACGCAGUAAUGGCUGCCGGGUUGGUUCACGCAGUCACUCGCUCUUGCAGCGCUGGAAAUAUGACAGAGUGCUCGUGUGAUACAAGCCUGUUGGGCACCGGUUCGCCAACAGAGGGCUGGCACUGGGGUGGGUGCUCCGAUGACAUCGCCUUUGGGACUUUGUUCAGCCGUCGCUUCAUCGACAAUACGGUAAAGAAUACGUCAGCCCGUGGUGAGGAUGCCCUGCUCACUAUGAACCAGCAUAACAGCGAGGCUGGGAGACAGGCGGUGGCUAAAACAAUGUUGACAGACUGCCGCUGUCAUGGCGUGUCGGGUUCGUGUGCUGUAAAGACGUGUUGGCGCACAAUGGCUGCAUUUGAGCGUGUGGGUGCCUAUCUGAAGGAGCGCUACGAGACCAGCGUUCAGGUGGUGGACCGUUCCAAACGUAAGGUGCGACGUAAGGACAAAGACCAACGCCACAUGCCUAUCACCAAAGAGGAGUUAAUAUUCCUCAACAAAUCACCAAACUACUGCUUGGAGGACCGACGGUUGGGCGUGACGGGGACCAGGGGCCGCCGGUGUAACAGAACUUCAGCUGGGCCGGACGGCUGCAACCUGCUGUGCUGCGGGCGGGGCUACAACACGCAUGUGGUACGACACGUAGAGCGCUGUGAAUGUAAGUUCGUCUGGUGCUGUUACGUUCGGUGUCGACGCUGUGAGACGAUGAACGACAUGCACACUUGCAAGUAGAGCAACUACUUGGGGAUGGUUGGAAAGAUCUGAGACGAGACCUCGUGAGAGGAAGUGGACCAUACAAACAAGCAUGUUGACAAAAUAUCCAUGGCAACCAGCAAUCCACAGCGGAAACCAGGGAGAAUUGUUAUAAUCCCCUUUAAUUACACAUGCGUAACUCUUCCCAUGGGCUUCAAACGGGAAUCAAGCCAUUUUGUAUAUAAUGACUGUGGAAUAUAACUGGAGCAUAAAGGGAAUACUGACAUGCAGAGAAAAGUGUAAAUAGAUGGGGUUUUUGGAUUUAUAUUGAGGGCUCCUUCAGUUAAAGGAUUAGUUCACUUCAGAAUUCAAAUUCCCUGAUAAUUUACUCACC
Megalobrama amblycephala (Wuchang bream) is the source of this 2943-nucleotide messenger RNA. RefSeq names its product wingless-type MMTV integration site family, member 16 (gene wnt16). Gene Ontology annotation, biological process: canonical Wnt signaling pathway; cell fate commitment; multicellular organism development. Lineage: Eukaryota; Metazoa; Chordata; Actinopteri; Cypriniformes; Xenocyprididae. Gene Ontology annotation, molecular function: cytokine activity; frizzled binding. The record is from RefSeq and is a predicted model, not a curated record. Gene Ontology annotation, cellular component: extracellular region. Bases 1518 to 2588 code for a protein of 356 amino acids. The transcript has 4 exons.